Colletotrichum abscissum is the source of this 369-nucleotide messenger RNA. RefSeq lists its product as uncharacterized. The coding region runs from base 1 to 369 and encodes 122 amino acids. Lineage: Eukaryota; Fungi; Ascomycota; Sordariomycetes; Glomerellales; Glomerellaceae. The record is from RefSeq and is a predicted model, not a curated record. The transcript has a single exon.
AUGUACUCGAAACUCUCCUCCUCGACAUCUCCUGCCUUGCUUCUCCUCGUCCACCCCACGUCGCUGUGCAAUCCCCCGGCAUUUACGACCCCCAACCAAAGGUUCCUCAACGUCCAGCGGGGGAGGAGAACCUCGGCGCCAAUGUGUCAAAACCAGCUAAGCUCCAUCUUCCUCUCGCGUCCCCUCCAUUCCGAAUUCGUGUCCACUCCGGCCGGGAGCUCCCCCUUUGACCUCCUUGGGACUCUAUCGCGCCUGAAGCUGCUAUCCGACUUGCCGGUGGAUCAAGGUUUUCCAACCAGAACUCUGCUAGAGUCUUGCAUAAGCAUUACCCUGUCACCUACAGCCUAUCUCAAGCUCUUCCCGUUCUGA